Pieris macdunnoughi is the source of this 393-nucleotide messenger RNA. The record is from the annotation of a GenBank genome assembly. Lineage: Eukaryota; Metazoa; Arthropoda; Insecta; Lepidoptera; Pieridae.
AUGGAUUCGAAAAGUACUGAAACAAAUGAAACUUUACCGCCUGGAGAAUUCAUUGACGACUAUUCACAUCUCCGUUUCUCAUAUUAUCAGGAUGAUAGCUUCAACAGUUCAUUCACAACAAAUUCUAGUGUCUUGUCCAACGAUACUUUGGAAACCAACGUCAGUGACUUUAACACCAAAAAAGCUGAACCACAAAUUCCGGAUUUGCCUCACCCUUCAUACGUCAUGGCAUCGAUAAUAUCAUCUGCCUCGAAUAGAAUGAACACGGGCAAUAUGCAAUUCAAAUAUGCUAACGGAGUUGAAACAGCAAAAACGCAACCUGCGCAGUUUAAGUUUUCACCAUCCCGCCGGUCUACUUUGAUGCCAGAGAAAAAUAACAAUACAUUGCAAUAG